AUGCGGUGUCUUCGUCCAAGUUCCAUCGCGGCUGCAGGCAAUUCGGAGGAACUGUACUACUCUGGGCAGCAGGACUUCCUGGAAACCGACGCGGCCAUGACGAGUGCAGCGGCGGCGGCUGCACGGGCCACCGCCGCCUGGCGGUUCUUUCACGGUAACGAGGCCAAAGAGCAGAUAGCAGUGCGCAAGCCCGCCAGGAUGUCGGUGCAGGCACCUCCAAGCCCCGAGCUGGGCACGCGGCUCUCGCAAACAGCCCAGACGGCGCAGCGGGCACGGGCUGCGCUCGAGGAACGAGCGCGCCUACCUGCUCCGGUGCCAUCGGGGCCGCGAGUGCAACCAGGAAUGCUCAGUGCGAGAGGUAGCAUCGAUUCCCGGGUUUCCACAGCGCCCACGUCGCCUGACCGGUCUGGCCUUCAGGCCCCAUAUGCCACGGAAAGUCCGCAGUUAGCGAAGACCUACUCGCGGCGACGGCCCUCGCAAUUUGAGUACCAGCCAUCGGAUGGCAACAGGGCCGCAGAGAGGGUGCGAAUUCCUCUCCGAGGAAUGAUUGAUGAGGUGCCUCCGGCUUCUUGCUUGGGCUUGCAGCCGGACAAGCUAAGGCAUAAAGGCUUUAGGUGGUCCAUUUUGUUGCUUGCCUACCGCUUACGAAGGGCUCAAGACGGCCGUCAACUCCAGCCCCACCGACCGUUUGUGCGUGUAGAGCCCACUGUGUCGGGCCACGUCCGUGGCGACACCGUGGCGACCAUGGUGGUGGGCCCUUCCGGCCUGGCGAAGAUCGAGGAAGGAGAUGAGUGGAUGUUCUUGCAGAGCUUGCCUGUGUGGAUGAUACCGGUCAAUGCCUCUGCUAUUGGAUGCAUUGGGUGGUGGCUGACACAAGAUUGGAGGCUCCUGGCGGUUAGCGCAGGCUUCACAGUGCUCCUGCUCCAUCUGAGGCUGAACGUUAUCUCCCGACUCGGCGAUGAUCCUUAUCUCUUCAUCAAUCCUUACUGGGAUGUUGCAGAGGCGUGGCUGUCCCUCAUUCCUUUUCUUACUGCCCUGGUUCUUGCGGAGCAACCGGAGACGUACCUUACCGAUGUCAAUCAGACGACACGCUUUGCAAUCCUUUGGGCCAUGACCGUUGCGGUGAACUUCAAGGUGAGCGAUGUCAACCACCUGAUGUUCUAUUGCUGGUUUCGCAGCUCGGGCCUCGCUUUGGCGCAGAAGCGCGGAUUGGGAUCUCGGGGCCACGCUCCCUAUGGCCUGCCCUGGACAAUGCCGAAGCUCACGGUCAUGGAGAUGCGUCGCAUUGGCUGGGUCUUUUUCGCCUCGCUGGCCUCAGUGGGCUUGAGCCCACUUCCUGCCGUUAACUGUUGUGUGGCAAUCGUCGCCUAUUUUCUGUACUUCACCCAAAUCUUUCCUGAAUCGCAGGCCGGCCAGCAUGGCUCCCUGCCUAUACCCAACAACCUCGCAUACCUGGCUGCCGCACCACAACUGUGGCAAAGCUCAGCCAGAAGCCUUUACCCAUUGACUUUUCUGAAGCUGCAUGUCGUGUCCCUCUACUUCGCCGCCGGACUUUGCAAGCUAGGCGCCUCUCUCAAGAUGGGCCGCUGGUGGGCCAACGGCGCCAAUCUCCAGUCGUAUCUCUUCCAUGCCAUGUGGUCCCGACCCGGGAACGUGAAGAGCCACCUGGGCGCGCACAGCCUGCAGGUCUUCUUCGUCACUCGCCCUUGGCUCUGUGUUGCGGCUUCUGCGCUGGGCCUCCUGUUUGAGCUUCUGGCGCCAGCGGCGCUGUUCCAUGAGGUCGCAGCCAGAGCCUUCGUGGUGGCCGCUUUCUUGUUCCAUGUUGUCGUUUUUGCGACGCAGGGCAUUGACUUUGUAACCUUUUGGACUCCGUCGCUGCUGGUCUUCGUUGUCGACCCCUCGCCGCUGCAGGCUUCUUCGCUCCUGCCAGAGACCGGCAUGGAGGUGGCUCUGUGGGCAGCAGGAGCGGCCUACCUCUCCUCGCAGCUUUACUUUUGCUUCUCGUUUGCCGAGGCGAAAGGUGGCCGGUUCGGCAGUGGCCCGCUGCCUUUCAGCUGUUCCCCAAUGUUCGCUGUUGUCAACAACAUCUUCAGCGAUGAGGUGUUCAACUGGUUUCUCAUGGCCAGUGGCGACCUGCGAUCAGCGGGUCACUUUGGAGUCCUUGAGUGGACGGGCCCCGUGUUCAAGGUGCACGAGCUCACCCAUGAGGAGCUAUGCAAGCUGCCUUUCAAGGUGCUGAUGUUUGGCAGCACGGAGUACGACUCCAAGCACAGGCUCCUAGACCGGUUCAUCAAGGAGGACUAUCAGCACAAGAGGUUCAUCCUCUUCUCAAACUUCCGAAUUCGCCCGGAACUCGAGUCAAAACUGAGACAGGUUUGCCAUCUGCUUGUUGUGGAUCGAGAUCCCAUGGCCGAUCCCUGGUGCCGAAGGAAGCUCCAGGAGCUAUGCGACCUCCAGCGGGAGUGUGUCCAGCUCUUCCGAGACGAUGUGGCUGCAUGGACUGUGGACACCAUUCAGAGGCAGAUCUCCUUCUUGGAGAGUUCCGGCAUUGAUGUGGACACAGGCGGACAAGAGCUGGAGCCGCCGCCCCUCAAGGCAGAGGAGGAUGGCCUCGCCGCACUUCUGCUGAAAGGUCGCGCUGUCGACAAGCUCGGCGCCAAAUCCGACAGCACCCGCAAGGCCGUUGUGCCACCCCUUCCAUCCCUGGACCGGAGCUGCAGCGCAUCAGCUGGAAUGCCAUGCAUUGUGGAGGCGUCGCCACCGAGUAUGCCGGAUUUGCUUCGGGCAUCCUCCUCCCCAUCCUGA
This is a messenger RNA of Symbiodinium sp. CCMP2456, 2805 nucleotides long. The record is from the annotation of a GenBank genome assembly. NCBI's taxonomy places the organism in Eukaryota, Dinophyceae, Suessiales, Symbiodiniaceae.